AGCCAGUCGCGAUGAAUGAAGCGCAGAAAUCAUCAGCUUGUGAACGGAAUCCGAACAGAUGCUUCACAGGGCUGCAGCUCGGAAGACGAUGAUGACACACACACUCACUGGGGGAGGAGGAACAACCACCACGCUUUGACACCAUCGCCAUUGCCAUCCAUGGCGAAGCUCCUCAUCUCCGCCCCCGCUGCUGCUGCUUCUCCCUGCCUUGGGCGCGCUUCGCUGGGACUUGUAGCUCAAAGGAAUGUGAACUCUAUUGAGUAUGGAGUGGGCUCCAUGGCUGGCUCAUGCGGAAGGCUGUCUUCCAGCGCUUCGUGUCAAAUGUUCGGGAGCAGCGAAUUGGCAGCAUGGAAAGCUUCGUUAGCUUCGCGUAGACAAUCACGGAGAGCACACAGCAUGAAUAUUCGGUGUGACCAAUCCACUGAAGGUGGGAAUAGAAGGAGCUUGGACACCUGGAUUGGACGCUUUGCCAUGCUUGGGUUCGUAGCUGCGAUUGGAAUCGAAAUUUCCUCUGGAAAGGGAGUGCUUGAGAGCGCCGGACUCCCAGUUCCAGUGCCUCCCGUUGUGUUAGGUCUCAUAUCUCUGGUCGGUAUUGUGACGGCAUGGAAUGUGUUCCAAUCACCUACAAGGGAUUGAAAAUGUCCUUUGUUUGGAGUAGCGAGUCAUGAUAAACUAAGGCUCAUUCUUUUAUACUUUUCGCUGCAGUUAAUCUACAUUGAUAUGUUCAUAGCUCUACGUGAUUUUAUUUGUGUGAAGUUUUUGAUGCGUAGUUCCUCAGCAACGUUGCCGGUUUGAAUGAAUUUGGAAUGCCUCAACGAAAAUGAAAUUUAGGAACCACAAGAAUGAGUGCGAUGAGAGUGAGGUGUAGAAAGGAUUCUCAUAAUCUAUUGGUGGCUUUGCUCCGUACGGAGUCCAUGUACUUAGAACCAAUCUCGGCUUUUCCAGAUUUUGAUGCAUUUAAGUGUAUUUAGCCAACUUUGGUGAUGAAAA
Molecule: messenger RNA, 990 nt
Organism: Physcomitrium patens
Lineage: Eukaryota; Viridiplantae; Streptophyta; Bryopsida; Funariales; Funariaceae
Source: RefSeq, a predicted model, not a curated record